CGUCGCGACCUCUUCUAAGUUACUGACUAGCACCAGACACACCAUCUUUGUCCAACAAGGUAAUGUCCACAUCGUAAUAAUUUGCUUCAAAUCGAGAAGCAAACACGAUGGAAAGGCAACAAGACAACGCCUCAGAUGCAGACUCUGACUUGGAGGAGCUGGAGGGAGAUAUCGCAAAGUUAGACGAGACUGUUCGAACCUUUUUGGCAGAUCAACGGGGUGAGAAUGAUGCCUCACCUGCGGCCCGUGGCCUCCUGCGAGGAAAAGGAGCACGAGGUCCACGGAAAGCAGCAAAACCUCGAGGAGACAUUACAGCACGACUAUCCAAAGUAAACCAAGCUUUCCUGAGUGGCGACUACUCAUUAGCACUGGAUCUUGUUUUUGAAGUCAUCAGAAUCAAUGCUGAAACGCACCAAGCAUGGACGACUCUAUCAUCGAUUUUCCGUGAGCAAGGUGACAUGGGCAAAUCGUUAUCAGCGAUGGUUUAUGCUGCUCAUCUCCGCCCAAAGGAUGUGAACGGCUGGCUUCAGUGCGCAUCAUUCGCACUUGAGAACGUUGCAGAUGACGAAGCCGGAAAUCUCAACACCGCAAGACUUUGCUAUUCUGCGGCGCUGCGAGCCGAUCACACGAAUAUCGAUGCUCGCUUGGGCAAAGGUUUGGUUUGUCACAGACAGGGCCAUCUUGCAGCCGCCAUCUCCGACUACAAAGUUGUUCUGGAGCAUCGACCCUACGACCUUGAAAUCGUCAGAAAACUUGCUGAGGCUUGUGUUGACAAUAAACAAGCCGAGGCCGCUGUUCCGAGCGCAAUCGCAGCCUAUAAACGAUUCUUUGAUCAUGAAAGGACGAAGCCGCAGAUGGAGAUCACGGAAGCUCCAUGGCAUGAUAUUGGAAUUUACGUGGAACUUUUUGCAUCGACAGGACGUUAUCAAGAAGCUAUACAAGAAUCCAAGUCACUCUCUCGAUGGCUACUGGGUCGAGAGGCAGAAGACUACUGGGACCAAUGGACUUCUGACGAUCGCGAAUGGGACUUGGACGACGAACGACGGGCUGCUGUCCCGAAUUUCACUGCAGGUGUUUGGAGUCCUGACACCUAUGGCCAGUCGUUUCCUUGGGACCUGCGUGCUCGAUUGGCAAUAUACAGGUUUCGGCUGGGUGACGAGGACGAGGCAAUGAGGCAUCUGCUGUGGUUUGAGCCGGAAUCGAUUCUCACGAGAGAAUUUGCUGGCGAUUUUCCCUUUCUAACGUUCGACCUGGCUGAAGAGUUGGCCCAUCGUGGCCAUACACCAUUGGCAAUUUCAUACUAUCAGAUACUCCGCGAUUUACCUGGUGAUGCUGAUGCAACCAUUCUUUUACAACUGGGACGAUGCUAUUCGGCAGUUGGAGAAACGGCCACAGCUGAGGAGUAUUUUCUCGCUGCCAUUGACGCUGAUGAAGACAACAUUGACGCCCGUAUCGAACUGGCUAACAUGUACGAGAAGGCUAGAGAGGAGGAAGAAGCUCUCAUCCUAGCAGCCGAGGCAAUGGCCCUCCGACAAGCUCGAGAUCAAAACCUAGAAGGCCAUCAAGACUCUAUCACAGACCUAGAGCAGCCAAGUCGUCGGGCUCCGCGACGAGCCCAGGCAGUUCCUCGAAGAACAGAUGCAUUUGGAAAGCGGCUUAUUCCACGACGAUAUCGACCAAAACGACUAGCCGGUGCUGAUAAACGCCGACAAGAGGAGCAAGCUCGUGCCAUGAAGCUGACUGAACAGUACGAGAUUGUGCAAGAUCUGCGUAAAAAGAUCAAAGAAGGGCAACACAACCUGAUUCCAACUUGGAUGGCUUCGUCGAAGGAGCUUGUGGACGAGUUUCGAUCGAUCAAGAAAUUCUACACCUGGGAUAAGUAUUUGCACUUCCUGGGGCCGAAGAACCAUUUGCAACAGCAGGAAGCCGAUAAACCGCAAAACGAGCUUUCACAGAUGUACGAGAGACUUGCCAGGACCCUUGCUCCACAGCCAGGAAGCGAAGGCCGAGACGACGGGACCUCAAAGCCCGAUGCCCACCAAGGAAUUUCCUUCAACAACUGGCUUGACUUGUUUUUGGAUUACGCUAUUGGCCUGGCUAUUGCUCACCGACGCGACGAAGCAUAUCAAGUGUGCGAAGCUGCCCGAGAUUCGACUGCUUUUCAAGCCCCAGAGCAUGGCUUUAUGAUUCAUGUGGCAUGGAGCGGUGAGUUAAGCAGUCAUGACAUUGUUGAUUUGAGUUACUGAUUGAGCCAGUCUGCGCCAUUUAUACGAGCGAUGAGGAGAAGUGUAUCGCGACAGCUCGCCAAUUGAUGAGAGACGGUGCCACGUCUGAUUCAUAUCGAAUGUUCGCCUUACUAUCCAACCUAUGUCAAUCUCCUGUAUCCUGGUAUACGUCAGGGCCUGCACAGAAGUACAUUCUCCGACAGAUCAAGGCUAUGGACGAGGCUUACACCGGCGAUGAGACCAAUUCCGAAAGGAGAGAGAACGGGGAGACAGUUCUUGAUGCAUGUGUCCUUAUGCUUUAUGGCCACAUUCUUUUUACGUCGACAAGCUACACAUACGCAUUAGGCUACUUUUUACGAUCGCUGGCCCUGGACCCUGAGAAUCCCAUGGUGAAUCUGAGUCUAGGACUGGCAUAUGUUCACUAUGGCCUCAAGCGACAAUCGACCAACCGCCAAUACCUGCUACUGCAAGGCCAGACCUACUUGUCGCGAUAUGUUGAGCUGGGACAGCCAGGAGCCACGGAGAGAGGGACUUGGACCAAGGCCGAGGCAUACUACAAUCUUGGUCGCCUCUACCAGCUCUUGGGCGUUAAUUAUCUGGCCCAUGACUAUUACUCAAGAGCAAAGAAGGCGUGUCGUGGAUCUCAUGGGCAUGGCGAGGCAAAAGGUCUUGAGGUUAUGGUCCUGAGUAAUGAGUUAAUAUCUCUAAUCAUAAACCAGAAUAGUAUUAAAGCCCUUACUUUAUUAAAGGCAAAGGUUAAACUUUAAUAAUAAUUAAUAUUAUUAUUAACUAAGAUAAUAUAAUAGCAGCCUAGU
Fusarium odoratissimum NRRL 54006 is the source of this 3040-nucleotide messenger RNA. RefSeq lists its product as uncharacterized. Gene Ontology annotation, biological process: transcription by RNA polymerase III. The record is from RefSeq and is a predicted model, not a curated record. Gene Ontology annotation, molecular function: protein binding. Bases 108 to 2246 code for a protein of 712 amino acids. The transcript is spliced from 5 exons. Gene Ontology annotation, cellular component: transcription factor TFIIIC complex. Lineage: Eukaryota; Fungi; Ascomycota; Sordariomycetes; Hypocreales; Nectriaceae.